Messenger RNA from Pelecanus crispus (Dalmatian pelican), 852 nucleotides. The record is from RefSeq and is a predicted model, not a curated record. NCBI's taxonomy places the organism in Eukaryota, Metazoa, Chordata, Aves, Pelecaniformes, Pelecanidae.
AUGAGUGAAGACUUUCUUGAAAACAAUGAAGGAAAUCCAGACGUCUAUACAGUAGGAGGAGAAGAAGAAGGAAAACUGGUUCACAGGAUUCCACCCCGAAUUCUCAGCUCUCACAUAGGUGACAAAAAUGGUCUUUCUGUGAGUGUGGAUGAAGCAAGAUUUCUGGAAAAACCACCCCUAUCUUACAUAGCCUUAAUUGCAAAGGCAAUUCUUUCUUCCCCUACAAAUAAACUGAAUUUAGCUGCUAUCUACAAAUAUAUUGAAGAUCAUUUUCCUUUCUACAGGAACAAAGGUCGGGGCUGGAGAAACAGUGUAAGGCACAACCUUUCACUAAAUGAUUGUUUCAUCAAGGUGGGAAGAUGUGAGGAUGGCAAAGGAAACUACUGGAGUAUCCACCCAUCAAAUUUAAAUGACUUUGUUCACGGGGACUUCAGGCAACAUCGAAGGUCAAGAAAGCGAGGGCGUCAAAAGGAGCUAGAGCAUUGCCUUGCUGUGAAUUAUUUCAUGCCAUGGGAACACUAUCCUUCCUACCCAGCACCAAACUGGCUUUACCAAACACAUUAUUUUAUGGAUCCUCUGUGGAAAAUGCUGUAUGCUGAUAGACUGCAGUUUGUGCAUGAAUACCAAAAAUGGAAUGUAAACAGUGAUUUAAUCAUGGGGAAGUUUUCACCUCCACUACAGACUGAUAAACCACAGAGCAUUUCUGUGGACUGGUUUUAUGGAUCUCCUGCUACUUCAGUUAUGCAGCAGAAUAUUUUCCUAAAUAUUCAGCAGGCUUUCCCUAAUUCCCUUUUCUUCUCUUCUCAAAAGCAGCAGCAAAGUGAAGCAUUCAGACACAUCUGUAAGUACUAG